Clupea harengus (Atlantic herring) is the source of this 948-nucleotide messenger RNA. RefSeq names its product lysosomal alpha-glucosidase-like. The transcript has 4 exons. NCBI's taxonomy places the organism in Eukaryota, Metazoa, Chordata, Actinopteri, Clupeiformes, Clupeidae. The record is from RefSeq and is a predicted model, not a curated record. Gene Ontology annotation, biological process: carbohydrate metabolic process. The annotation marks the transcript as partial. Gene Ontology annotation, molecular function: alpha-1,4-glucosidase activity; carbohydrate binding.
UAAACGAGAACAUUACCCCAGAAGAAGAGUGGAAUAACAGAACUUGUUCGAAAGGGCAAACAUUCAGUACACACUUGUCCGGGCGGUCUGGCAGGCGAAGGAAUGUAGCUCGGACGUUUCUCUUUGCGAUAUUUACGAGCAGAAAAACCGUCAUUUUGCACACGGUGUGAUGGUGUCCUACAAGCGUCUGAGCCCAGAGGAGGUUCAGUUCUCCUCCUCGCUGGACGACCCUCCGGCUGCGUCUGUGGUGGAGGAGAAGGACGAGGAGAAGGACGAGGAGAAGGAGGGAGAGUCAGAGCGCCCCCUGCUGGCCAGGACCCCCCCCUGCUCCCCCACCAGUGCCCUGCUCAUCCUGGGCGGGCUGGUGCUGGCUGUGUGUGCCGUCUGGUUGCUAGGCACCAUCGUCUGGUUGAGGAGCCCCCCGGCACUGGGCCCCCACAGACACCCACCGCACCUGGCUGCUCCGCCCGGGGGACACACACCUGAGACCUGCUCCAAUACACCUGCAGAGUGGAGGUUUGACUGCUAUCCUGAAAGAGGUGUGGUUGUGACUCAGGCCUUGUGUGAGAGUCGCAACUGCUGCUUCACCCCCGUGGCGACUGCCUCCGGUAACCCUGGCAACGGUGUUCCCUGGUGCUUCUACCCCCCUGACUACCCCUCCUACUCGCUGGUUGCCCUCAACGACACGGAGACGGGACAGGAAGGAACACUGGUCCGCACGCAGGAGAGUUACUAUGGCAACGACAUCCAGACGUUGCACAUAGAACUGCUCUACGAGACCAACCAGAGACUACGUGUGAGGAUGACUAACCCUGUAGAGAAGCGCUAUGAGGUGCCCAUAGAUGUGCCUGUAGUAAAAGAGAAGGCCCCAAGCCCCUCCUACCGGGUGGAGUUGAGGAAGGACCCCUUCGGCAUCAUCGUCACGCGCGCAGACACUGGAGUUGUUCU